CACCACCUCACCCACAGCCUCAUUGUUCCAGACCAUCUCUUUCCGGCACAACAACACCAAACAGAACACAAGUACACUACAACAACAGAACCAGCUUCACGCCCUACUACUCAUCUGAUAAUGCCAUCUUGAUAGGCAAAAAACAACCCCACCACACUGCGCACAACCCACCACCGCCAACAUGGAGUCCGCGCCCUUAUCCCAGGCCUACGACCACGCCCAAGCCGCCUCCAUCGCAACCCACGCCUCCAACCACCCCGCCGCAAUAACCGCCCACACCGCCGCCGCCACCUCCUUCGCCGCCGCCGCCACCACCACCACCAGCCCCGAAGCCCUGCGCACCCUCGCCCUCCUCGCAACCCACCACAGCACCCUCUCCUCCCUCCUCACAGCCCCAAACCCGCCCCCAACACUCACCGACGCCGAUCUCUCCACCGGCUCUGACUCCCCCAUCACCACCUCCGCCGCCGUCGCCGAGUUGCGCGCCAAAUCCUCCUCCUCCUCCUCCGAUGCCCCACAAACAACCGACGGACAACAACCCACCUCAUCAUCACGACGCACACCACCCACAAACUCCCUCCAACCCCCCCGCCGCAUGCCCCCCCGCGAACUCUCCUCCUCAAUAGCAAGCAACCUCGCCUCCGCGCGGGGCAUCCGCACCGCUCACCCCCUCUCCCCAGGCCUAACAACCACCAACGCCCCCGGGGCCAUCUCCGCGCGUCGGCGCACGCAGGACACCACACCCAGUUCCGGUCCCAGCUGGCUACCCCCAGUAAGCCAUGACCAAAUCGCACGCACCGACGCCGUCCCCUCACGAGCCGCGAUGUCCACCCCCGCGGACGUCACACUCCCCGCAUCAGACACAGAUGAGGGAUUCACCCGUUUCUACUCCACCUUCGAAGGCCUUCUCUCCAAACUUUCCGCCCCACUCGCUUUCGCCGGCCUCCCUCUCAUAGCCGAAGAGCCCGCCGAUCAACCCUCCAAACCACCCUCCCGCCCCUCCACCUCCGCAUCAGCCAACCCGGAUUUGUCAAAAUACAUAUCCCGCGCCGCCCUGCGCGCCUCGGCCUCAAACCCAGGUGCAGCAGCGGAUUCUUUCUACGUCGUUCCUACUACUGGUGGUACAGCGAGUUACGCAUCAAUCCUCUCCUUUGCUGAGAAAGAGAAGCGACGGCUUGCGGACCAACGCCCCGCUUCUUCGUUCGAGGAUGAUGAUUUUGUUGAUGCGCGCGAACAUCCAUCGCCGCCUUCUCCUACGAAAUCCAGGUCUUUCGCUGCUGCGGUGUCGACCUCGCGAUCUGGUGGGGGAAAAUCAGCGAAGGAAGUUGAUCGCGAGAGAGAGGAGUUAGGAAUCGAGAAUAAGAGUCUUAAAGCCUGCAUCGACAUGCUCUCCAAACGCCUCCACGCCUUCGAAGCCGCGGCACAGAGCUCGACGAUCGCGUUGCAUGAGAGUAUGCGUUUCCUCAAACCGGCGGGGGCGGCGACGCCUGUGGGCCCGCUUGUUUCCGAGCAGACCCGUAAGCUGAAGGAGAAGGGGAAUGAGAUGACGGAGAAUGAUAAGAGGAUUCUUACGGCGCGCGCGGAGGGGUUGGAGGCUAGGCUCGUGGCGGUGGAAGCGCAGUUGGCGGAUGAGAAGAGGGCGAGGAGGGUGGUGGAGGCGGAGAAUGAGAAGUUGAGGGGGGUGGUGGGACGGUAUAGGGAGAGGUGGGAACGGUUGAAGGAGGGGGCUAAGAGUAGGAGGGAUGGUGGGGGUGGGGGGAAGGAUGGGAAAGAUGGGAAAGAUGGUGGUGGGGGGAAGGAGGGGAAGGAGGGGGGAAAUGGUGGAGAGGGGAAACAGCCUGUGGAUGGGGGGAGGUUUGUGGCUGGCUAG
Pseudogymnoascus verrucosus is the source of this 1870-nucleotide messenger RNA. RefSeq lists its product as uncharacterized. The record is from RefSeq and is a predicted model, not a curated record. Lineage: Eukaryota; Fungi; Ascomycota; Leotiomycetes; Thelebolales; Thelebolaceae. The transcript has 2 exons. The coding region runs from base 182 to 1870 and encodes 562 amino acids.